Athene cunicularia (burrowing owl) is the source of this 5244-nucleotide messenger RNA. RefSeq names its product serine hydroxymethyltransferase 1 (gene SHMT1). NCBI's taxonomy places the organism in Eukaryota, Metazoa, Chordata, Aves, Strigiformes, Strigidae. The record is from RefSeq and is a predicted model, not a curated record. Bases 71 to 1528 code for a protein of 485 amino acids. The transcript has 12 exons. Gene Ontology annotation, molecular function: protein homodimerization activity; zinc ion binding; serine binding. Gene Ontology annotation, cellular component: cytosol; nucleus; cytoplasm. Gene Ontology annotation, biological process: folic acid metabolic process; protein homotetramerization; tetrahydrofolate interconversion.
CGCGCGAGUUCCCGCGCGGUGGCGGAGCGGGACCGGGACCGGGCUUCGGAGACCUUGGACCCAGCAGGAGAUGGCAAAGUCAACACAGGGUGAGCAGGGCCUCCCCAGUGCGGAGCUCUGGGCCUCCCAUAACAAGAUGGUGAUGGAGCCACUUGAAAGCAACGACCCGGAGGUGCACAGCAUCAUUAAGAAGGAGAAGCAGCGGCAGAAGCUGGGGCUGGAGUUAAUUGCAUCAGAAAACUUUGCGAGCCGAGCGGUCCUGGAGGCCCUGGGAUCCUGCAUGAACAAUAAAUACUCCGAGGGCUACCCGGGACAGAGGUACUACGGCGGGACAGAGUUCGUAGAUGAGCUGGAAAGGCUGUGCCAGAAGCGAGCACUGCAGGCAUACCAACUCGACCCCCAGAAAUGGGGUGUCAACGUCCAGCCCUACUCAGGCUCACCUGCAAACUUUGCGGUGUACACGGCCCUGGUGGAGCCCCACGGCAGGAUCAUGGGGCUGGACCUGCCCGACGGCGGCCACCUCACCCACGGGUUCAUGACGGACAAGAAGAAGAUCUCAGCCACCUCUCUCUUCUUUGAGUCCAUGCCCUACAAGGUCAAUCCCAAGACCGGUUACAUUGACUAUGACCAGCUGGAGGAGAACGCCCGCCUCUUCCACCCCAAGCUAAUCAUAGCAGGUGUCAGUUGCUACUCCCGCAACCUGGACUACGCCCGCAUGCGGCAGAUCGCUGAUGCCAACGGCGCCUAUCUGAUGGCUGACAUGGCUCACAUCAGCGGGCUGGUGGCUGCCGGCGUGGUGCCUUCCCCCUUUGACCACUGCGAUGUCGUCUCCACCACCACCCACAAGACCUUGCGGGGCUGCAGGGCUGGCAUGAUCUUUUACCGCAAAGGCACCCGCAGCGUGGACCCCAAAACGGGCAAGGAAACACUCUACAACCUGGAGAGCCUCAUCAACCAGGCAGUCUUCCCUGGGCUGCAGGGAGGCCCACACAACCAUGCCAUCGCAGGGAUCGCCGUGGCACUGCGUCAGGCCAUGACGCCCGAGUUCAAGGCCUACCAGCAGCAGGUGGUCGCCAACUGCAAAGCGCUGUCAGCGGCGCUGAUGGAGCUGGGCUAUGACAUCGUCACAGGGGGCUCCGACAACCACCUCAUCCUCCUGGACCUGCGCAGCAGAGGCACGGACGGUGGCCGGGCCGAGCGGGUGCUGGAGAUCUGCUCCAUUGCCUGCAACAAGAACACGUGCCCUGGUGACAUCAGCGCCCUGCGCCCCAGCGGCCUGCGGUUUGGGACGCCAGCUCUCACCUCCCGUGGCUUCCGGGAGGACAACUUCCGCGUGGUGGCUCACUACAUCCACAGAGGUAUCGAGCUGACGCUGCGUGUGCAGAAGGACAUGAGCCCCAAGGCCACGCUGAAGGAAUUCAAGGAGAAACUGGAUGAGGAGAAAUACCGGGGGGAGCUGAAGGCCCUGAAGGAAGAGGUGGAGGCCUUUGCCGCAGCCUUCCCGCUCCCCGGGCUGCCUGUCCUCUAAGGGGAAGCACCAGGGAUGGUGCCACGCUCACCAACACCGCAGUGCCUUCUCCCAGCGCAGCUGCACCACAGCAGCGGCUCCUUCUUCAGCUCUUACACCUCUCCCCUCCCAUUCGGGCACAGGACACCCCCUAAGCACAGCCCCCCCGCGGGGGGAACCAGUCCUUUCACCGUUAAAUGUUACAGGUGAACCCUCAGCCUCAGGGCUGGGUCUGAUCCUGCGCUCACUGGCAGCAGGAGCGGCAGCUGAGGUUUAGGCAGGCCUGCCCAUGGUCCCCCAGACAGGAAGGACAGAGGGGUCCUGCCUCGGUGGGAGACACCCCUCCACAGGCUUUGCCAAAGCCCAGCCUUGCCCCCCGUGCCCUCCUGGGCUCACCGUCCUGUCCUAGCCAGCAUCUCCAGUAAUUUCUCAGACCUCUGAGCACAAAGCUUAGGUAGAACCAUUUUUUAAUAAGCACGAUAAAAUUAAGAAUUUAACCACAAUGUAUGACAAGAAUUAUGAGCUUUAAAAAAUACAACCAAAUAUUUUUUUUUUGUAUUUCAAAAAUAUUUGAACCCAAAUAAAUAAUUUUUUUUUUUAAAAGUACAUUUCUCAGACUAGUCAUUUGGUGUUAACAUCUGUUAAACUCUUGUGCAGUAACACCUACAGCACGACACUAAGACAUGCUUCUUGGAUUUCUCCCGGUCACACUCGCUCUAACUACCGACGCAAGCAUUCGGCACGCACGGGCACGCACACGGAACUCGACAUGCAGUAAUAGGAUACAGUGCUUUAAAAUAAGGGGAGAAUUCAUCACAGCCUCCUGGCAGCCCAGCCCCAGCCCUGCGCCAGUGGCCAGCGGGACCGGGUACCCUGUGUUUCAGUGACAACGCGUCUCAGGGAGCAGCGUGCGGUGGGUUUGUGACCCCUCUGAUCUGGGGUACAGUCUGUUUGCGCGGCGCAAGGCAGCUUGUUAAAAUUUUUAAUCGUGCCUUAUUACCAGGAGCCUUUUCAGUGUUGCUACAAGCCCCACAUCCAGCCCAGCUCUCUGAGACGCUGAAUCCACAGCGUGGGCAGUCACCCACCAUCAGACUGGGGGGCUCAGGGCCCCCCCACUUCCCCUAAAACCCCCAAACUGGCUUGGGGGGUAUGGAGCCGUCAGCUCUCACCCCUCAUGUGCCUCUCCCACCCCUUACAAAAUGGUGAAUAUUGCUAGAGUAUAGGCGGUACCUCCCUAAUCAAGGCAAGGCAGCUUUGGAGCUGCUUAGAAGUGAUUGCUACUGGAUGAAAGAAAAUCCGAGCACUAUUCUCUGAGAAAUGAAACCUGUGUCGGGUUAUUAUCACCCGCUCCUAUGGCUGACCCUCCUCAGGGUGGGAUCUGAAAGCCGCCGGCUAGUGUCACGUUGGCAGUUGGAGUUGUUAACGCAGGAAAGCAGAGGGGUAAGAAAAAGGAGCCCUGUGCUCCUGGCCAGGGAAGUCUUGCUCUGAUGAAUUCUCAGUCAAGCUUAAAACCUCCCCUCCCUGACAGGAGGGAGCCGUGCGGGAGGCAGGGGCAUGCUGGCAGCGCUCACGGAAGCGGGCGAGGGCCAUGCGUGGCCCCGCUGGCCGGAGAGCCGGCGAGUAUUGCACAGGGGCUGCGAGGAACCGACCCGCUCCGGCGGAAGGAUGGUUGGACGGCAGCGCGCGGCGCUCGGGUGGCACAGGGCAAACUGGCAAACACACGCUGAGUUUUGUUGCGGGAGCUGUUAGGACGGAGAUCAGAACUUGUAGUAAGUCUGCUAAUAGCGGGAACUUGUGAGGUAACACAGUGAAGAUGAGGAGAAAGUCUUAAAGUGCCAAUAUAGGGAUCUUAACUGUACAGGAUCAGAAGGUCAGACGGAGAAAUUACUGAGCAAAGAGGAAUUCAGCUUCCGAACCUCCAGCUGCGCUCAGACUCCCCCCAAUUUCUGCCACCAACAUGGGCAGGUUGGGCUCCGGCUGCACCAAGGUGCCCCAGCACGGCGUUAACUCCCCCUCUCCUGGAGCCUGAGCUCAGGGGUCACUGAACCGUGAGCGCUCCAGGGUGUUUCCCCACAGCUCCUGCUUAAGAGCCGAGUUGCAGAUAGUGCAGAGCUCCCGUUUUUGAAAUGAGGCGACGUCUCAGCAAGCCCUGGGGCCUCCUCACAAGUCUGAGCUGCUCUGUGGCAGAGAUGAAGCAGGUCAGACAGGUGGUAGUGCAAGUAUUGCUGAUACUACAGGUUUGAUAGAGAGAAAUGAGUUAUUUAUCCAUUUCUGAGUGCAGCUGAACACCGCAGGUCGAGACCACCGUGACUAAGAGAUCAGCCAACACUAAUGAUUGAUCCCACUCCACACCGGCAGCCUGGAGGAAGGUGUGAGUCAGCUGGAAAGAAGUUCAUCCCUCCCUCCACAAACCAAAAUAGCAUCUGGUUGUGUUCCAGCAGGAAACAAGCUGCAGUGCUGAGCACUUCUCCAGAGGGAGCUUGCGUCUGCCCGGUGUCAUCUGUGUUACUCAUGGACUGAGCUGACUCUUCCCCCGGGGAAUCUCGCAUCAGCUUUGGCGUGGAAGCCAUUCGGGUGUGCAUGAAUUGACGAGGGGAUACCGCAAGUCACUCCAGAAAACAGGCAUUUUCGAUGGACAUGGAAAUCUUUUGCUGGCAGAGCCAGUUCACACGCAACAGAAGGGCACAAUUAGGAAAGGAAAAGGCCGUUACCCAGGCUGUAAAGGCGUGCAGCUCCACACACGUGCACAAUGCUCGCCUUCAGCACAGGCAAUGCCACACUGCUUCCCAACCACCACUGAAAAACACCAUCCCAAGCAACCCCUGGCAUUGGAAAUCCCUCUGGAGAGCAUCACGGGUGCAGCUGAGCUGGCCUCACUGCAAACCACCAGAAAAACACCACUAACGGUUUAAACCAGCCUCUCUGCCUUGUUGGUUUGUACCUCCCGCGCUACCCAGGGAGCCCUUUCCAGGGGAGAGGUGGCAGAGGUAUGGAAGCACAGGCGCUGGACGACAGCCUCCCCACAGAGCCUCUCCACCUUCGGGACAGAGGUUUCAGAGCAGCACAAGUUUCAGUGGGGUCUAAGUCACACUGACGAAGCCCAGUCCCUACACAGAAACUUCUUGGGGCACAGAAGGAACAUAGUGCUCAUCCCCAGUACGGCCUCGCAACAGCACAAUCAACAGAGGUUUAAAAAUAAAAAACACAAAUAAAAUUCAAAUCAAACAGCACAACAGCUCAUCUUGUACAAUCGCAGCUAUUCUCACUCCAUAAUGAGAAGAGUACUAAAAAGAAAUAAACCCAAGGACAUCUUUCCUAGCAAGGCUAUUCUUGCUUAAAAGGACCAUGGGGGCUGUUACUGCCACGUGGCACUGGACAGAGCAAGGAGCAGCCUGGGACCAGUGGCCGAGGAGCAGAUCUCCUACCAGAUUCUAGAGAGAAAUGCUGUGCCCAGGCACAAGGCUUUCGGCACCAACAGGAACAAUCCAGGAGUGUCACUGCGCUGGUGGCACAACCUUUAUGGCACAGGCUGUGGCACAGAAGCUCUGAAAUGAAUGUCCUCGGUGUCCGGGCUCAGAGAGCAGCAGUUCUGCCCCAUCCAGAGCUACCCAGGAGCACCCCAGGAGAGGUAGUCAAGACACGACGAAGGCUCAGCCAGAAGCAGCAUGCAGCGAUGCUGACCCUGCUUUACUGCAAAGCAAAAAAGUCAACUCCCCAACAAAAAAAGAAACAAAAAA